AACCACAACUGAUCGAAUGGAUGUCCUCACGGAACAGACUCACAGUAGAGGUUGGAGACAACGACUGUUCACGGAAAGUAGACUGUCUGGCUAUUAAAGUUGUAAGUACAAACGUGUUCUCGAGGAACACGUUCGAUCUGAAGCAAAGAUUGCGCUUCGGAUAACAUCCUGUGCUGGAAACCUUCCAUCGCCCCAGAAUAUCGCUGGUGAAUACCGUCUACUCGGUUUACUUGCGGUGGCUGAAAAAAAACCGAAUAGACUAAGGGGAAACUACGACAGCCUUACAAUCCAGCUUGUCAUGGGCGCUCGCACCCUCAAUUCCCGGAUGUCCACGGGAGCUUCGGAUCUCCUACUACCCUUGGUGGUGACCAGUAAUCGUGCUCAGACUGAUCCUACCGCUGCGACAAUGGCGAGUAUUCCACACACUUUCGACGGUCAAGUCGAUGCCUCUCUGGAUGAACUGGAAACCCACUUGAAUUCAAUGGGACCGGACAUCGGCACAGGUCUCCGGGACACGACGAUCAGUACGCCCACACGACCCCGCCGUAGAGCUUUGUCAUAUCCUAACGUCACGACUGCCGAAAACUCUACUCUGCUGUACUGCGUAUCGACCUUGCAAGCUAUAGCGCUUGCCAGCUUUAGCUUUUACUGGAUUCUGCGUUCCUUCCGCGAGGGUUUCCAGUCCCUACAGACUACACUUCUCUUGUGUGUGGGACCAAUUACACAGGUUGGUUGGCUUGGCUGGCGCUGGCAAAGCCUUCCACGGCGUCUCUUCUCCAGCCCUGCGGACGACGCAAUAUCAACGUCCUCGAAUGCUUCGCAGCAACAACAAAACCUUCAACUGAUAAGUUUGCUCCCACUCCUUUCGUUCACUUUGCAACUUGGUCUCUACGGCUCUGUCUGGAAAGCAACACGAGCUUUGGUUGAUUCCAUACCGAAUUGGGUAUUCUUUAGCUUGCAAGCCUUACGCAUCGGUUCCAUCGUCGAGCCAUACUACCUCCUUGCUUCUGGUAGCAUCAAUUCUACAAUGCCAGGAGCUUGCAAACUGACAUGUACAGCAGCGUGGAAACUUUUGGAUAUCAUACAGGGGGUUUAUGCGCUGCUCAUAAGCUGGGGAGACGCCAACAAUGUCGAUCCCAUGUUGCUUCUGAUAUGGAGUGCGAUAGCGGUGCUAUUGUUUGCUGCCGAAUGGUUUACGGAAUGGGCAUGUAAGACCUUUGUCUUGCCGCCUUGUGGUGGUGUCUCUUGCUGUUUGGUGGAUCCGUCAAUGGCUUUCAACACGAUUGUUUACCAUGACCCAUGCCCAAAUACUUCCAAGACUAAUCUUACCACCCGCGUGCUCGUCGCUCCUGGUCUAGCAUGCUGGAGUGCUCUUCUAGCUGCUACCAUUCUUACGAAAGGCGUCCCCGACGAUUGGGUGGAUUGAUUUAGCUACGCGGGCGUGCAAAAGAUGUGCCUAGUCGUCAUCUAUUCGUGAAAACAGAUUGGGCAUCAUUGCAGUUAAAUGAAUCGACAAAGACGACUCGCGCUACGUUUACCCUGCGCUCCUUGCGUACUUCGUGGUGGAGGCUUUCCUAGGGCCUGAAGCCUGAAUCCUGAAUUUUUAGGUCCCGUACCGUCCACGGCUCGUAAAGCGUCGUCUGGUAGAAUGGAUCCAGCAACGAGCCAUGAAGACUCGAAGACUCGAGGUAUUGAACAAUAAAACUUCUUUGGGCGUUCCAAAAGACAUUUUGAAAUUGCCAACAACCGAAACUACCGAUAAAAGGGAAAGCUCUCAAAGAAUGCCCCUAUGUUCAUAAUCCACAAUCUUACGUUUUCUUUU
Phaeodactylum tricornutum CCAP 1055/1 is the source of this 1822-nucleotide messenger RNA. RefSeq lists its product with no specific name. The transcript has a single exon. The record is from RefSeq and is a predicted model, not a curated record. NCBI's taxonomy places the organism in Eukaryota, Bacillariophyta, Bacillariophyceae, Surirellales, Neidiaceae. The coding region runs from base 299 to 1426 and encodes 375 amino acids.